This is a messenger RNA of Parnassius apollo (apollo), 2370 nucleotides long. NCBI's taxonomy places the organism in Eukaryota, Metazoa, Arthropoda, Insecta, Lepidoptera, Papilionidae. The record is from the annotation of a GenBank genome assembly.
AUGGAUGUAGAGAAAGAAUUAACCAAUAAAUUUCUUAGUGGUGAAAUGUCUUUCGCUGAAUAUUCUAGUGAGUGGUAUGGUUGUGACGAUGAAGAGGAAGUUGAUGACUUAAAUAAAUUGUCAGAUGAUGACUCCCGACCAGCUAUACCUCAAGUUGAAAAAAUUAGUCAAAGACGUCGUAAAUAUACGCGUUUAUCGGCAGCUUUAUUGGGAUUAAUGGGAGAAGCUAAUUUACGAUUCGUCAGAGGAGAUAAAGAAACAGCUGAAAAAAUGUGUCAUGAAAUUAUAAAGCAAGUUCCAACAGCUCCUGAGCCUUACCAAACAUUGGCACAAAUAUAUGAACAUGAUGCUGAGAAAUCCCUACAGUUUUCUUUGUUGGCUGCUCAUUUAAGUCCUUCUGAUGCUAAUGAGUGGUUAAGGCUUGCUGCUAUAUCAAAACAGAGAAACGAUGUAAAACAGGAAAUGAUUUGUUAUACUCAGGCUAUUAAAGCUGAACCAUUCAACUUAGACAUACAUAUGAAAAGGCUUGACUUAUUGACAGUUUUAGAAGAAAUGAAGUAUCCACUCAAUACAUUAAAUGUUACAAGAGUUAAAUGCUAUCACAAAAUUGUUACUUGCUUACCAGCAACAGAAGCAGAAACUAUCAUGAAGUAUGCUAAAAUGGCAGCAACAAUAUAUCACAACAGUAAUGAAUUCGAGCGUUCUCUUGCUGUGCUUGAAGCAGCUUAUAAAAAAUGUUCCUCACUUUUCACAUUAGAAGAUACAAAUAUUUACUUAGAAUUAUUGAUAGGUCAAAAACAAUAUCAAACCUGUAUUGAUGUUUUUGUUGCAAAGGUUGGAAUUAUAAUUGAAGCUGAAAUACAAACAAUAAGAAAUUCCAAUAAUGAGAUAGAAGAGCAGACCAAUUAUUUAAACUGUACAAUUCCUAAUAAUUUACCUAUUGAUCUGAAAAGUAAAUUGUUAAUAUGUUUUAUACAUUUGGGAGCUUUUAGCCUUGUAGAGACACUACUAAAUGAUUUUCUAACUAAUGAUGUCGAAAAGGCAGGAGAUUUGUACAUGGAUAUAGAGGAAGCAUUUUCUUCUGUUGGUCACCAUGAAUUAGCUAUGCAGCUUUUAGAACCACUUGUAAAGUCCGCUUGUUUUGAUUUAGGCGCUGUGUGGCUUAAACAUGCUGAAUGUCUUUACAAUUUAGGAAGGCAGGAUGAGGCUAUUGAGUCUUAUUAUAAAGUUCUAAAACAUGCUCCACAACAUCCUGAUGCUCGGCGUAAGCUGUUUACAAUAUUAGAAAAAAAAGGUUGCAUAGAUGAAGCACUGGAUAUCUUACAACAAGAUUAUAAUUAUGUUGUUAGUGCUAAGUUACUUUAUGAACAUUGUUUGGAGCUCAAAAAGUAUAACAAACCAUUAAAAUACCUGGAAGUUGGUGAAGCUUUGUUAUCAAAAACCUUUCCAAAAUUUAGACAUCAGGAAGAACUAGGAAUUGCUUGUAAAACAAAAGGUGGAAUAGAUUUAAUACAUGAUUUUAGAAAAAUGAGAGGAGAAAAUCCGUAUCAUGAAGAUGAUCUUCACUUUGAUGAGGAUGAAACAUUUAAAUUAACACCACAACAGGAAUGGGAUUUGUUUAGAGAAUUAUUAGAAAUCGCUCUUAAUAAUAAAAAAAAAUUCACCAUGGAAAGGUUGUGUUUUGGGGCAAUGAUGUCUAAAGCUUUAGCAUCAUAUCGCCUCAAUAUUGAUUUUUACUGUUUACAAGCUUGUAUCUUAAGCAAUAAUCAUCACAAUGCCCUAAGAUUUAUAAGAGAUUUUUCUCAUAAAUACCCUGGCCCUUGCUCAUGGAAUUUAUUAAAUUUGGUUAUUAGUUCAGUAGACGAUACGGCACAUGUUAAGUUUUUGUCAAGGCUUUUUCAAAAAGAUUAUAAUAUAGUUAGCAAUUUAUUUUUAGGCAAUAACUUUCUGAUAUCUGGGAGAUAUCUUAUUGCAUUAAAAUAUUUUUUGGAGUACUAUGACCAUUGUAGAGAACCCUUAUGUGCAUUUUUGAUUGCUAUAACAAUUAUGAUUAUGGCAGCUCAGAGGACUGUAGACAAGCAUCAUAAUUUGAUACUGCAAGGUCUUUCUUAUCUUUCAACUUAUAAGCAAUUGCGGAGAUGUGAUCAGGAAGCAUAUUACAAUAUGGGUAGAAUUUGUCAUAUGUUAAGCUUAAAUAACUUAGCUAUUGAAUACUAUGAGAAAGCAUUGUCUUGUGGUCCUAUAACAAAAUGUGAUAAACAUGGUAUCAUAGAUUUAACCAAAGAAACAGCUUAUAACCUUUAUAUAUUGUAUAAAGACCAUUCACCUGAAAUUGCACGAAAAUAUAUGUUCAAAUAUCUUGUAAUUUAA